Messenger RNA from Cryphonectria parasitica EP155, 692 nucleotides. RefSeq lists its product as uncharacterized. Gene Ontology annotation, molecular function: metal ion binding. NCBI's taxonomy places the organism in Eukaryota, Fungi, Ascomycota, Sordariomycetes, Diaporthales, Cryphonectriaceae. The record is from RefSeq and is a predicted model, not a curated record. Gene Ontology annotation, biological process: protein histidyl modification to diphthamide. The transcript has a single exon. The coding region runs from base 27 to 608 and encodes 193 amino acids.
CACCAUCACCAUCAUCUCCAGCAAAUAUGACGACAGAGCCAACGCAUUAUGAGGUCCUGUCUCUCCCCCAGACCGUCCUGGAUGACUCGUCCCGCGAACAGGUCCUCCCCGUAAUCAAACAAGCCUACCACCGGGCCCUCCUACAGCACCACCCGGACAAGGCCCCAGCAGCCGCACGGAGCACCAAGAAACCCGCCAAUCCAUCCCUGGCGUCUUCACCCCACCAGCACCAGCCAACCUACACGGUCGACCAGAUCACCACCGCCUACGCAAUCCUCUCCUCACCAGCGCUCCGGUCCAAGUACGACGCCCACCUCAGGACCGCAGCCAGCAGGAGCCACCAGUCCCGGUCGACCUUCCAGACGGGCAUCGAGACCAUCGACCUCGACGACCUCAGCUCCACCACCUCGGAGCGCACCGGGGACGUGGAGUGGUUCAGGCCGUGCAGGUGUGGCAACGAGCGGGGCUACCUGUUUGGGGAGGCUGAUCUGGAGGAGGCGGGGGAUCUGGGCGAAUUGAUUGUGGGAUGUCAGGAUUGUAGCCUCUGGCUGAGGGUUUGCUUUGCUGUUGUUGAGGAAGGGGAGGACGGCCAGGACGGGCCAGGGUAACGGGGGAUGCUGCCGGCCAGAGAGCGUGGGAGAGAGCAUAGAUUACAGCGAGGUCAUGCAUCUUAUACUGGAUGGUACUACUUC